GAUUUUGAAGCGGCUCAAAAGUUAUACAAUGUCCUCUUCUUGUUCCAAACGAUAUCAAACACUGUCAAGCUUGACACCAAGAAAACUAUUAGAGCUCUUACCCCUUGACGAACUAGAAGGUGAUGAUGGGUGCUCUAUCAAGGAUGUUGAAACUUUGGAAACCACGACAUCCCAUGGAGGACAACAUCUUGUGUUACUACCCUUCUUGACGAAC
Messenger RNA from Amoebophrya sp. A25, 214 nucleotides. The record is from the annotation of a GenBank genome assembly. Lineage: Eukaryota; Dinophyceae; Syndiniales; Amoebophryaceae.